UGUGGAUAAUACUAGCUACUGUAGUUUAGUAUGGAUAUCUAUCAUGCUGCAUGGCCACGGCCUCGCUAGUAGCUCCAGUGCAUUGCUGGGGUCAAACAACAACAUUGCUGGGAUCUAGUGCUGGGGUCAACUGUUGGAAUCCAACGUGGGUUGAGAUGGAUGCAUUUGCCCUAUCACAAUACUCCAGGAAGACCCCUCACUUGGGGGGAAUCUGAAAUGGAAUCCAUUAUUUAUGAUUCGAUUCAUCAUUCAUCAUAGCAUGUUCAUAAUCAAGUCGUCACAUUUCAUCACCACUGUUGGCGGCAACCGAUGGCUUCUGCAGCUUUUUCAUCAGGAUUCUAUUCAUUUGAUCUGGAAAACAGUAUGGUACUACGCUAGCUAGUAUUUAGAAUUGUUUCCGCACAAUUCAUUAGUCUAGUAGACUACUUUCAUCGCCAAGAUUGAAUGAUGAAUACCUACCUGUAAUGGGUGGCCCCACCGGUCUACAAUGGGACUGACGCCUCGUGACUGACACUUCAAACUGCAACAUCUUUCCGCGACCACUCAUCUCAUCAUGGACGACCCAACCAAGUACCGUACGUACAUCGCACAUCGAUCUCCAAAAGAUCCACGGACCUCAAACCAAAACCACACAGAAGCCAUUUCCAUGGCCGAAUGAAUAAGAAAGAGAGUAAUGCAUCAGGUUGCAUCCUUUUGAAAAGAUACAAAGGAGAGAAAGAAGGAGGGGCUUUUUACCUUUGGAGCCGACGAGAGGAACGGCUGCUUCUAGACAAUAGAAGAAUCCUAACGUCACCAUGAAGGUCUCGCACAGAUCAGCCGUUGGAGUUUCUUCCAGGAUACUAUUGCUUGUGAUGAUCCCCACAGUUGCUUCCUUUGUCGCCAAUACCUUUCCUUUCAGGUAUCAACAAUCUACAGUUCUCUUUGGAUUCAAGCGAGCGACUAUUGUGGACAAGUACAAGAAGAAAUCCAACAAAAACAAUAAGUCCAAAGAAGCCUCCGUGAAGAAAUUGUCUGCAUCAAAUGAUCUCUUGACCAAUCAUCGCCAUCGACUCUCCAUGGCGGGUAAAAUUGGAGCUCUCCGGUAUGCAGAUCCUACCAAAAUUUUCAUUGGCAAUUUGAAUAACCACACGAAACCAAUUACGAAAUUGAUUCUCCCCUUGGUUGCCACUCCCUGGGAUAUUGCCAAGAUUCAAAUUGUACGAGAUUGGAAGACUGGAGACAGCAAGGGCUAUGCCUUUGUGGGAUUUGCCGAACCCAUUUUUGCCACUUUGUGUUUGCAAGAGCUACGGGGCCACGAAUUUUUGGGGCGGGUUCUUUCUGUCAAACCAGCCAAAAGCAAGAGUGAAUCGCCACUUCGACAAGAACAACGACAAGGACAGCUACACCUCAAGGCAUUGCGUCGUGCCCAAAAUCCACCACCACCCCCACCUGCUCCCAAACAUGAAGAUCCCGCCUUUUUGGCCUUUCUCGAUCCCGAUUUGGCAGUCGGAUUGGAAGCCGUGGGGACAGAUGACGAGGACGACACAGAUGAUGACGAAUAUGAUGGAUGGGAAGUACCCGGGUCGGCACCUCCCAAGGGAUUUGGAUGAAUAACAAAACGGCGGUGAACGUUGUAAAAGUUUUAGACAACAACAACAUUUUCUUGGAUGCAUGUUCAUGCCGUGGUGUGGAACUCUCGUCUCCGUGCCGGUGCACGGUACCUCUAGCUAGGUACUGGCCGAUACCAUACUUUAUUAGCAGUUUGAUUGCUUGGGCGCACCAGAGUGCGUGGCUUCAAAACGAAGCAGUUUCCUUUAGGUUUUUACGGUAGAAGGUAAUUUUACUAAGUAAUGGUGCCGUGCGUCUAUGGAGU
This is a messenger RNA of Seminavis robusta, 1852 nucleotides long. Lineage: Eukaryota; Bacillariophyta; Bacillariophyceae; Naviculales; Naviculaceae. The record is from the annotation of a GenBank genome assembly.